Molecule: messenger RNA, 2126 nt
Organism: Saitoella complicata NRRL Y-17804
Lineage: Eukaryota; Fungi; Ascomycota; Saitoellomycetes; Saitoellales; Saitoellaceae
Exons: 2
Coding region: 211-1941 (576 amino acids)
Biological process (GO): regulation of transcription by RNA polymerase II
Cellular component (GO): nucleus
Molecular function (GO): DNA-binding transcription factor activity, RNA polymerase II-specific; RNA polymerase II cis-regulatory region sequence-specific DNA binding
Source: RefSeq, a predicted model, not a curated record
UUCGCCUGCAGCAGGCUCAGUAUCAUUCCCGCUCCCGUCCCACAGAACCUUAAUUGCUGCGGCGUGCCACCUUUUUUGCGAUUCCCUCACCGCACCGGCUCAGAAACGUCAUCAACACUAUAACCAAACCCGAAGGCUCUGAUGGUUGUUACUGUCUGUAGUCGCUAAUUCGCUACGUAUCACAUCACUCAAUCAACAUAACGGCGGACCAUGGACCUCUCGUCCAUUCUCAACGCCGACGCGAAAAGACCGCCAGAACGGACGCCGGAGCAGACGAGGCAUUCUCGUACGGCGUCGACCACGUCUUGCCCACUUCCGAUCCGGUCCCACGGUCACGAUCGAGGACGCGAGAGUCCGCUCCGGUCAACGGUUGCGCUGAGCGAUGGCGCGAGUUUGAGGUUGCGGACGCCAUCGCCUACUUAUAGCAAUUAUUCGGCUGGACAGAGAGAUGAGCGACGGAGAGAGAGUGUGUCAUAUCCUGAUGAUCACGAUCAUGAUUCACCACGGCGGAAACGGACACGUGUCGUUGACGAGGAGUUGCGAGCGCUGGAAGUGGGGAGUGGAGAAGAUGACGAAGAAAGUAAUUCUGAAGAAGAGGACGAGGAUACGGCGGGUGAGGAGGAGGGGGAUGAGGGGCCGAUUGUGGAUGGGGAUCACGCGCCUCGCCGAGCAUCGCACCAACAAACAGAAUCGCGAAACCCGUUUAGUAAUCCGGCGAAUACGGACAAGAAGGGAACAUUACCAAAAGUUUACGCAUGUCAGCACUGCGGGAAAGCGUUCGCUCGACGAUCCGACCUCACCCGUCACGAACGCAUUCACUCAGGUGUUCGACCAUACCCCUGCCCUCACCCCACCUGCGGCAAGAGCUUUAUCCAACGCUCAGCCCUGACAGUCCACCUACGCGUCCACACAGGCGAAAAACCCCACGCAUGCGAUUUCUGCGACAAAGUCUUCGCCGAUUCCUCUAGUUUGGCACGACACAGACGGACGCAUUCGGGGCGGAGGCCGUACACUUGUGAGAGACCGGGGUGUGGAAGGACAUUUACGAGGAGGACAACGCUGGUUAGACAUUUGGAGGCACACGAUGACCAGGAUCGAAGGGAGACGCGUCAGAGACAUGAGGGGUUUGGGGAAAUGCGGCCACCGGCGGACGCGAUGAGUGUGCAUACGGGGAGUCCGACGACGACGUGGUCGAGCUCGAUGCCGAGUCCGUCCGUGCUGCAUUUCGAAGGCGGUGGACAUCGGAGGACGUUGUCGUCUGUCAGCGCUACAGGACCUCUGCCUCCGCCGCAUUGGGGAACACCAGUAAUGCAGUCGAGGUCGCGGACGCCGCCGUUACGGGGGAUCACGGAGUGGAGUCAUUCUCCCGAGCAGCGGCAUACGGGCUUCGGACGAGCGACGUCUGCGGCGCAUUUCAGACAGUAUUCGGGACCGAGUGCGUUACCUGAUUAUUCGCCUUCGAUGGGGUAUACGAGUAGUCGGUACAGACCUGGAGAUAGGAUGGGACAGGAUGCGCCGAUGUCGGCACCGCAGGGGUAUGGGCAUGGGUAUGGAUAUCAGCAGGGUCCGCCGCCGGAGAGGUUCACGCACGAUAUACCGUCACCGAUGCAACAGGGUUACGGGCCGUACCAGCAAGGACCACAGCCGAUUCCUCCACCUUUCCGGUUCCCAGGGCCAUCGCCUUUUGGGAGCGCAGGUGGCCACCCGCCUUCACCCAUGGCAUCCCGUCUCCCUCCGCCUCCACUCCGGGGCUUCAGCGAACAACCACCCUCUCUCCCACCUCUCCAGAGUUUCGGAGGCGGUGCACACCCACCUCCUCUCCAAGUGAUGGAACCAAGAGAACUAGACGACGAGGAACGAGCCGCGGCAGCGACGAUUACCGGCCUCGGUUUCACCAAUGUACGAUUUGGCGACAGAAAUGAUCGAGCAAUGCGAAGAUAGGACGAUAUUUGGGUUUUGUGUGGGACUUUCGUUUGUGUUUUUCGGGGUAUACACGUGUUUGGGCAUGGCGGCGUUCUUUAUUCAUAUCAUCGAUAUCGUGCACCGAGCAAGCAAGCUAAGAGUUUGGAUUGGGUAAUGGGAGUAUUAGCAUAAGCCUAGGAAAUCUCGAGCAUUCUUUAUCCUUG